GGAGAAGGCGAGGCUGGGCGGGCGCCGCGGUGAAGAUGCUGCUGUCCCUGGUGCUCCACACGUACUCCAUGCGCUACGUGCUGCCGGCCGCCGUGCUGCUGGGCACGGCGCCCACCUACGUGCUGGCCUGGGGGGCCUGGAGGCUGCUCUCCUGCUUCCUGCCCGCCGGCUUCUACCAGGCGCUGGACGACCGGCUGUACUGCGUGUACCAGAGCAUGGUGCUCUUCUUCUUCGAGAACUACACCGGGGUGCAGAUAUUGCUCUAUGGGGAUUUGCCAAAAAAUAAAGAAAAUAUAAUAUAUUUAUCAAAUCAUCAAAGCACAGUUGACUGGAUUAUUGCUGAUACUUUGGCCGUCAGGCAGAACGCUCUUGGACACGUGCGUUAUGUGCUAAAGGAUGGAUUGAAAUGGCUUCCAUUGUAUGGGUGUUAUUUUUCUAAGCAUGGAGGAAUCUAUGUAAAACGAAGUGCCAAAUUCUGUGAAAAAGAGAUGAGAGACAAGCUGCAGAGCCACGUGAACGCAGGAACUCCAAUGGACAUCCAGUUUUGCCAGCACCAUUUGUUAAAAAGACUAUCUUUUAUCUAUGGCCACACUGAAACAACUUCUUUUCUAGGCCUUGCAGUAUUAAAACAUGUGCUGACGCCAAGAGUAAAAGCAACUCAUGUCGCUUUUGAUUCUAUGAAGAAUUAUUUAGAUGCGAUUUAUGAUAUCACAGUGGCUUAUGAAGGAACUGUGGACGAUAAAGGACAGCGAAAAGAAGCGCCAUCCAUGACUGACUUUCUCUGCAAAGAGUGUCCAAAAGUUCAUAUUCACAUUGAUCGAAUAGACAAAACAGAUGUCCCGGAAGAACAAGCACACAUGAGAAAAUGGCUCCAUGAACGUUUUGAAAUAAAAGAUAAGUUGCUUAUAGAAUUCUAUGAUUCACUGGAUCCAGAAAGAAGAAACAGAUUUCCUGGGAAAAGUGUUAAUUCCAAAUUAAGUCUGAAGAAGACUUUACCGUCAUUACUGAUCUUAAGUGGUUUGACUGCUAGUAUGCUUAUGACAGAUGCUGGAAGGAAACUGUAUGUAAAAACAUGGAUAUAUGGAACCUUGAUUGGCUGCUUAUGGGUUAGUAUUAAAGCAUAAAGAAGUAGCUGUCUCCAGUCAGUGGAAUGUGCUACGCUGUCUGUUACUGGCAGCUGCACAUUACAUCAAAUUGUUUCCUGAAUUUAAUAAGAAGUGUAAAUAAAGCCUUGUUGAUUGAACAUUGGAUAAAAUAGAAUUUCUGUCUAAAGCCUGUAUGCAGUUGGUCUUGGGCGAGCUUACGUGGUUUUACAGCUCUAGUCCUGAAGUUGCUGGAAAGGUAAAAGCUAAAUGACGUUUAUGGUAUACUUUGCAUUUCCCAUGAACUAAUGUCAACUGCAGAAGAUUAUUAGGACUGUAUAAUUUCUUACUGCUGUGUAAUUCAGCUGGCUAUAUUUAGGAACAUUAAUUCUGCAGUAUAUUUCACUGUAUUUGUUAUUUUCAAUUUUUUACAACUUGACUAGUUUCAAACUCUUACACGAGCAUCUACUAUCUUGCAGCUAUGUAACAUUUUUUUUUGCUUAGUUUCUUUAAGUCAAUCAGAGAAAUUGUAUUUAAGUAUCAAGAAGUUCAAGGAAAAAGGCAAAAAAAAAAAGUUCAUGGGGAAGAAGCUCUGUUCAGCACGUGUUUUUGUCAUGUUGCAUUAUUAGCUGACUUCCUUACUUUAUAUUGGAAAAUAAGUAACAUUUCUAAGUUAUUGAAAGCAGCUUAAUUUGCACACCCUGUACUGUACACAAAAGAAUGUGUAAAACAUGAGAAAAUUGUGACUCUGAUUCAAUGUAGCAGAAGUUUAAAUUGCCCAGCUUUUUAAAUAUUGUGGUUAAGCUGUUAGUACUUUGCAACAUCUGUGCCAUAAGUAUUUGAGAAUAUUAAGAUUUCCUGUUAUUUUUUUACAUCAAAAUAAUGAGUGUGAACUUUUAUUGAACCCUGAGUCCAGAGAUAGUUGAGGUAAUAGGAGCCUUCAGAUGUUUCGAUGAGAUUUACUAGUAUGGGCCUUUUGCUUGUUACUCUUUGAUUUCACGAGCUAUUUAAUCCAGAAAUCAUCUUUAAUGUCAUCAUGGUAGACUUCCACUGUAUUCUAGUCCUUUUCGUUUGGAUUGAAGUCAUUGGUGCUGUUUAAUGACUUACACAGUAGACUUGCUAUGAAGAAAUGCAUAACCAACAGUAUUUGUCCUGUUUUAAAGUCAGACUCUUUAAGUUCUUGUAAGCAAGCUUCACCAGCCAGUGCAAAGGCAUUUUGCAUUUGUCUCGUGUCAAGAAGUUCACCUUCCUCAAGUCAGUGUGAUACAGACUCAACAGGACCGAGUGAGUUUGUUUAUUUCCCAUUUAUUUUAAUGAGGCUAUAUGAUUGAUGUGCAUCAUUUCAAAACGAGAGCGAUGUUCCAGGAACCAAAUAACACAAUUUUCAAUCGUAGAACAAUAUACCCCAUGGAAGAGGAGCUUUUUUAAAAAAUAUGGUCUGCUCUGUUGUAUUUUAUAAUUUAAACUUGUCCGCUAGUCCUUUAAGAUAACAUUUCUGCUUACUGCUAAUGGAUUUUUAUUGCAAAAU
This is a messenger RNA of Trichechus manatus latirostris (Florida manatee), 2610 nucleotides long. It is a transcript of the gene AGPAT5, whose product is annotated as 1-acylglycerol-3-phosphate O-acyltransferase 5. Gene Ontology annotation, molecular function: acyltransferase activity. The coding region runs from base 36 to 1124 and encodes 362 amino acids. The transcript has 8 exons. Gene Ontology annotation, cellular component: endomembrane system; mitochondrion. The record is from RefSeq and is a predicted model, not a curated record. Lineage: Eukaryota; Metazoa; Chordata; Mammalia; Sirenia; Trichechidae.